AUGUGGCCGACCGAGUCUGAUCUUGAACCUCUCGAUGCUAUUAUCGAUCGAAUGAAUCCGAUCUCUGGGUUCCCUUAUCCGAUGAAAUCUGCCGUCAAUCAGGGAUUUCCAAGAGGAGUUGGUGAUCCGUGGAUUGGUGCAUACACGAAGAAUGGAUAUUGGUUCAAACUAUCAUGGGGAGGAGAAGACGAAUGGAAAGAGGUUGCAAACGAGAUGUGGUACCGUAAUGAGUUUCUCGUAGAUGCGAAUACUUUUGACCUGUAUCAAAAAGCUAUGAGUUCAAGUGGAGAUGUUGAGACAAAUGAGAAUUUGAAACUUCUUGUGGCGAAGAAUAUUCGCAGGGAAGUACUCGGACUCGUGCUUCUCUCCAAGAAUGAAAAUUCAAAAUUCUCAACAAUCGGAUCUAUUUUCGUGCAAGAAGACUUUCGACAUGUUGGAAUUGGAACUAUUUUGAUGAAGGAGAUUAUGCAGAACGAAGGAGACAUUGGUUUCAAUUCAAUUUCCUAUCUUCUACCGACAACUGAACGAUUUAAAUUAGAGGCGAGGAGUAUGAGGACAUUUGGAAGGAUUCGAGUCAAAAAUCCCAGUGGUUUCGCUAGUUUGAAGGACGACAAGCCUGGAGUUGAGAUUGUAUCUGGAACGGAGUUGACUGGACAACAAUGGGAGAAAGUGGUGGAAUUUGGGGAGAGUUGUACGAAUGAGAAAAGAAAUUGGAAGGCUUUCAUUGAGGAGAGAGAAAGGAAUAGUCUAUUGGUUGCAGCGUUUGAGGAGGGUUCCGAUGACUGCGUCGGCAUCUCAGUUCUCCGUGAAAUACUGAAUGAAGAUGGUCGAAUUCCUGACUUGAUGGUGGCUCCUCUCUACGCAAAAUCUACUUCAGUUGCAGAGGUUUUGCUCCAAAAAACUUUGAAAAAGUAUUAUAACCCUGAAGACGAUUAUGACUUCGACGUGGAUUACCUUGCCAUUUACCGUCGAUCUAUCAACUUUUUCAUCUUCUCUUCUUGUGAAUCUGUCAUGUUUCCAUUACUGAAAAAGUUGUCUGGGAGUGAUGGGAAGAUGGAAAAGGAUCGUCGUCCGAAACCAGUCAAGACAACGAUGAAACCCACUUCUACUGCAACAACUGUAGAUGUGGGAAUAGCUGAAACCGCUGCGGCCACUGACACAUCUGAAGAUCCUAAAAGUUCUACUUCUGAAAUCGCUAUGCCCACUGAAACAUCUGAAAUUACUGAAAGUUCUACAUCUGAACCCAUAGAAAUAAGCAACUGUGAGAAUUGUGACCUGGAAGCUCGACAUUCGUGUUUUAUCAGUCUUCAUAUUGAUUCAAAUGCCACUUCUGAAUCUUUUAAUCCAGAUUGUGUACUAUGUGAAAACUGUUGUGACGAUGCGUUUCUUCAUAUAUGCGAGGUUUGGAAGAGUCACGAUUUCUGUGACAUGGAAUGGUAUUCUCGUGACACAAAACUGAUUUUAUGUGGAAAAACUUGUGGGCUCUGUUAA
Messenger RNA from Caenorhabditis remanei, 1491 nucleotides. RefSeq lists its product as uncharacterized. The transcript has 9 exons. Bases 1 to 1491 code for a protein of 496 amino acids. The record is from RefSeq and is a predicted model, not a curated record. NCBI's taxonomy places the organism in Eukaryota, Metazoa, Nematoda, Chromadorea, Rhabditida, Rhabditidae. Gene Ontology annotation, molecular function: acyltransferase activity, transferring groups other than amino-acyl groups.